Molecule: messenger RNA, 1721 nt
Organism: Rhincodon typus (whale shark)
Lineage: Eukaryota; Metazoa; Chordata; Chondrichthyes; Orectolobiformes; Rhincodontidae
Product: zinc finger protein 501-like
Exons: 3
Coding region: 49-1509 (486 amino acids)
Source: RefSeq, a predicted model, not a curated record
GUGAUUCCGAGUAGAAGCUGCUCUUUUCCUCGGCUCCAAAAAAAGAUAAUGGAAACUUCCAAGCUGUUCCUUGAUAUUAGAAGGGGAAGAUUUACAAACCAACUAUCACACCAUGAUUUGAUAGAGUCACCCAUUUUAUCACAAGUGGAACGUGAUCAGAUUUUGAACAUGGAAGGAAAAAGCUCCGUUCAUACUGGAGAGAAACCAUACACGUGUUGUGUGUGUGGACAAGGCUUCAGCCAAUCAUCAGAGCUCACAAACCACAAAUGCAGUCAUGCUGGGGAGAAACUGUGGAAAUGUGGGUAUUGUGGGGAGGAAUUCAUCUCCCCAUCAGAGCUGGAAACUCAUCGACAUAGUCACACCAGUAACAGGCCAUUCAGCUGCUCAGUGUGUGGGAAGGGAUUCACUCAGUCAUCUCACCUGCUACAACACCAGCUCGUUCACAAUGAGGAGAGACCAUUUCAAUGCACAGAAUGUGGAAAAUACUUUAAAACCUCCAGGAACCUGACAUCCCAUCAACUAGCUCACAUUAAUGAGAGACCUUUUAAAUGCCCAGACUGUGGAAAAUGUUAUAAAACCUCUGAGGACUUGACAUCCCAUCAAACUGCUCAUACUAACGAGAAACCUUUUAAAUGCCCAGACUGUGGAAAAUACUAUAAAACGUCUGGGGACCUGAUGGCCCAUCAAAGUGCUCACACAGAGGAGAGACCUUUUAAAUGCCCAAACUGUGGGAUGUGCUUUAAAAGUUCCAGGGACCUGCUGUCACAUCAACUCGCUCACAUUAAUGAGAGACCUUUUAAAUGCCCAGCCUGUGGGAAAUGCUACAAAACCUCCAGGGAUCUGAUGUCCCACCAGCAUGUUCACUCUGAGGAGAGACCGUUCACGUGCUCUCUCUGUGGGACUGGGUUCAGGCGAUCAUCUGACCUCAUGGAACACCAGCAGGUUCACACUGGGAAGAGACCGUUCAGCUGCUCCAAAUGUGGGAGGGGUUUCACUCGGUCGUCCAACCUGCUGAGACACCAGCAAGUUCACACUGCAGAGAGAUCUUUUAAAUGCCCGGACUGUGGGAAGUGCUACACAAGCUCCUGGGGACUGACUUGUCAUCAACGUGUUCACACUGAGGAGAGACCUUUCAAAUGCUCAGACUGCGGGAAGUGCUUCAGGAAUUCUGUGGAACUGAAGUCCCAUCAAAGUGUUCACACUGAGGAGAGACCUUUUAAAUGCUCAGACUGUGGGAAUCACUUUACAAGUUCCUGGGGACUGUUUUAUCAUCAACGUGUUCACAUUGAGGAGAGACCUUUCAAAUGUCUGGUCUGUGGGAAGUGCUAUCGAAGUUCUGUGGAACUGAUGUCCCAUCAACAUGUUCACAUGAUGAGAGACCUUUCCGGUGCUUUCGUUGUGGGACUGGAUUCAGGCGAUCAUCUCAACUCUCAGUAUACCAGCGACGUUCUACAGGAGAGAAAGCAUUUACCUGCUCCAUGUGAUAAAAACUGUGAGCUCACUCAUUGACCCUGCUGAGACAGCAGAGAGAUCACACAUGGGAACAGACAAUUCAUCUCCUCCAUGUGGGAGAAGGAAUUCACUCGGUCAUCAACACUGCUGAGAUGACACAGAGUUCACACAUCUUAACGCUGAUUGGACUUUGCUGUUCAUCACAUUCAGGACUGAAAUCAAAGUCUUUAUGUUGUGUAAAAAAGUCAAAUAAAUCAGUUUUGCAUUAA